AUGGAGGACGUCUACCAACACUUUGGACGGCACAGUCUUUGGGACAAGCACGAUGUCUUCAAGUCCCCCACUUUUGAUGUGACUGAAAUAUGGGUCGACUUGGAGGGCAAAAAUAAAAGCCUUAUUCAAAAUCGAACGAUCUCUUCGCCUGACGUCGACAACUGGCUCGACGAACCUUUUUGUCAGUCGCUCCCCUCCCUUUCCGGGACAGGCACCCGGGCGGUCCGCAUCGUGUGGGUUGGUCAAGAUGUGGUGGUGGGAGGGGGUCGUUCUGGUCCAUCAGCCAGAAUUCUGGAUCAGCUGGCGGAGAGGUGGGGACUGCGGUCUGCAAUGGACUAUGCUCGCAGCUCCUUUGCUGGUGUCUCCGCAUGCCCCGGCCGGGAUAACUCCGCCGUCUUCACCGUCACCUAUCACCCCAAGUUGGCAGUCUCAUGGUCCUACAACAUCACCACCAUCGGAGCCCCUCGAACUCAUGCUGUCAUCUUUGCUGAAGGGGAAGAGAGGGCCGAGUUGUCCCGUAUUCUCAAGUCAACCUGGGGGCCGGCACUGGCCACCGAUGCCAUGUUCCCGGCUCUUAUUUGCAGCUUACUACUGGCCCACGAGCUAGACAGCACCUUGGACGAUAUCAAAAAGGUGGUUCGUGAGGUGGAGGCUCGUACGGGACACCACAGAUUCACUAGUCGAAGAGAAACACAGCCUGCGGCGGGGGAACUCGGUCAGCUGUCAGCUCAGAUGAGCGGGUGCGCUGCCAAGCUGGCAAAUGGUGCUCGCAAGCUGAAGCUUGUCGAGGAAAUCAACCAUCUCAUCAGUCACCACUCUUCCUCUCCUCCGCUACCUGCAGCAACGCAACGUAAUCAGACGCAACCACCGAAUUCGGCCUCUUAUCGCUUCUAUCAAACCCUGCCCCUCCAAACGGAGACGGCACAACAGCCGGCUGGCGCGCCAACAGCAUGGGUUUCCCUGCUCUCCCACCGUGCCACCAUGCAGCAGACUGAGUUGACGUACACACAAUCCCGCAUCGACAUCCAGAUCCGGGCCCUCUUCCACCUGAUUGCACAGCAAGACAACGCCAUCGCUUUCGACACAGCCUCGGCGACUCGGAGCAUCGCUGCUUCCAGCCUUCAGGACUCGAGCAGCAUGAAGAUGCUGGCUUUGGUAGCUAUGUUCUUCCUGCCUGGUAGCUUCAUCGCGGCACUAUUCAGCACCCCGCUUUUCAAGUGGGAUGAAGCGGCAGCGGCAGAGUCAGGGUCUACCAUGAGGGUGGGGACAAGACCACAGUUUGCGCUCUUUUGGGCCGUUACUGUUCCCAUCACGGUUGCGGUAUUCAUCAUGUACGGGGUAUGGAUGUGGGUGGUCAAGAAGAAAGACAAGAGGAGAAGGAAGAAGGGUCUGCAGGUACUUGUGUGA
Molecule: messenger RNA, 1407 nt
Organism: Podospora pseudocomata
Lineage: Eukaryota; Fungi; Ascomycota; Sordariomycetes; Sordariales; Podosporaceae
Exons: 1
Coding region: 1-1407 (468 amino acids)
Source: RefSeq, a predicted model, not a curated record